Molecule: messenger RNA, 1320 nt
Organism: Menidia menidia (Atlantic silverside)
Lineage: Eukaryota; Metazoa; Chordata; Actinopteri; Atheriniformes; Atherinopsidae
Source: the annotation of a GenBank genome assembly
AUGCAUGGAAGCAGAGGCCCUCAGCAUAACCAUGGCCCCAACCGUCAGGGAGACUACUUCAAAAACGAAGGAAGCAACAGCAAUGGGCAGCAGCCGGAGUCCAGCGAACAGACCAACCCCAAUGCGGCCUUAACACUGGACCUGCAGAGCUUUAGGAAGCCCGGAGAAAAAACAUUUACCCAGCGGAGCAGGCUUUUCGUUGGAAACCUACCGACUGGAGUGACUGAAGAAGAGCUUGAGAAGUUAUUCGCCAAGUAUGGUAAAGCAAGCGAGAUAUUUAUCAAUAAGGAUAGAGGUUUUGGAUUCAUCCGUCUGGAGACGAGAAUCAUUGCAGAGAUUGCCAGAGCCGAGCUGGAUGAUUUUAUUUUUAAAGGCAGGCCCGUUCGGGUCAGGUUUGCAACACAUGGGGCUGCUUUAAGUGUGAAGAAUUUGCCAGAGUUCGUGUCUAACGAGCUCCUGGAAGAGGCUUUCGCUGUCUUCGGUCAGAUAGAAAGAGCAGUGGUGAUAGUGGAUGACCGGGGGAGGCCGACGGGCAAGGGAAUCGUGGAGUUCACGUCAAAGCCGGCUGCAAGAAAGGCUUUGGAUAAGUGCAGUGAAGGUGCCUAUCUCCUCACAGCUUUCCCCCGGCCGAUUACAGUGGAACCCAUGGAGCAGUUUGACGAAGAGGAGGGACUGUCAGAAAAGUUAAUCAACAAAAACCAGCAGUAUCAUAAAGAGCGUGAGCAGCCUCCACGAUUUGCCCAGCCUGGCUCCUUUGAGUACGAAUACGCCAUGCGCUGGAAAGCCCUGAUGGAGAUGGAGAAGCAGCAGUAUGAUAUGGUGGACCGCAACAUGAAAGAGGCCCAGGAGAAGCUGGAGGCGGAGAUGGAGGCAGCCAGACAUGAGCAUCAGGUGAUGCUGAUGAGACAAGACCUGCUCAGGCGUCAGGAGGAGCUGCGGAGGAUGGAGGAGCUCCACAGUCAGGAGGUGCAGAAGAGGAAGCAGGCUGAGCUGCGGCAGGAGGAGGAACGCAGGAGGAGAGAGGAGGAGUUGAGGUUGCGCAACGAGGAAAUGAUGAAGAGGCAGCAGGAGGGCUUCAGGGGCAAUUUCCCCGAAAACAGAGAGCAAGAUAUGAGGAUGCACAUGGGUGGCCAUGGGAUGGCCAUGAACAGAAAUUCUCUGGGUGGCGCUUCGGGUCCCGCCGGCACGCCUGCCAUGGCUGCAGAGAGCUCUCCCAUGAUGGCGGGGCCUGGAAACAACAACAUGCCCGGAGGAGGCCAGGGCGGCUUCCCCAGAGGCCUCCCCGGGCCCGGAGACUAUAACAAACAGCGACGGUUUUGA